AUGUCCAUUGUGUCGUUAUUGGGAAUAGAGGUUUUAAAUAAUCCAGCGAAAUUCACAGAUCCGUACGAAUUUGAGAUCACCUUUGAGUGUUUAGAACCAUUGAAAGAGGAUUUAGAAUGGAAGCUUACCUAUGUUGGUAGUUCAAGAUCUUUAGAUCAUGAUCAAGAAUUAGAUUCUAUUUUAGUUGGCCCAGUGCCAGUUGGAAUCAACAAAUUUUUAUUUCAAGCAGAUCCACCAUCACCGGAAUUGAUUCCUGCGAGUGAGUUGGUCAGUGUGACGGUUAUAUUAUUAAGUUGUUCAUAUGCAGAUCGAGAAUUUGUAAGGGUUGGAUAUUAUGUUAAUAAUGAAUACGAUCUGGAAGAGUUAAGAGAAAAUCCACCAGCAAAAGUACAAGUAGAACAUGUUGUAAGAAAUAUCUUAGCAGAAAAACCAAGAGUCACUAGAUUUAAUAUAGUUUGGGAUAAUGAAGAUGGUAAUGCUGAUAAUUAUCCACCCGAACAACAAGUAGAUGAAGAGGAUGACGACGAAGAUGAAGAAGAAGAGGAAGACGAGGAGGAAGAAGAAGAAGAAGAAGAAGACGAAGCAAAUGAAGGAGAAGAAGAUUUAGGAGAAGAAGAAGAAGAACUUGAAGUUGGAGAAAAUGAUACUAAAGAUAAACCAAUAAAGGGCGAUGCAGAAAUGGAAGAAGAUAUCGAAGAAGAUAUAGAGGAAGAUAUUGAAGAAGACAUCGAAGAAGAUUUAGAAGGUGAUGAUAUGGAAUUAGAUGACGACAAAAAGAAUGGAGGACAGACUCCAAUAGAUACAAAUCAAAGUAAGUAG
Hyphopichia burtonii NRRL Y-1933 is the source of this 819-nucleotide messenger RNA. It is a transcript of the gene ASF1, whose product is annotated as nucleosome assembly factor. The transcript has a single exon. Gene Ontology annotation, cellular component: nucleus. Gene Ontology annotation, biological process: DNA replication-dependent chromatin assembly; nucleosome disassembly; nucleosome assembly. The record is from RefSeq and is a predicted model, not a curated record. NCBI's taxonomy places the organism in Eukaryota, Fungi, Ascomycota, Pichiomycetes, Serinales, Debaryomycetaceae. The coding region runs from base 1 to 819 and encodes 272 amino acids. Gene Ontology annotation, molecular function: histone binding.